AUGACAAGCCAUAUUGGGUCAAAUUCUGAAGAUAUGGCGAACUUUAUAUAUAUUAAUGCUAUUUCGAAACGGAAUACAGCUUACAGUGCUGUUAGAGAAACCAAAAACUCUGACCAGUAUUACAACGUAUGUUCUUCCAAACUUUCAGUAAUAAAGAAUAAAAAGAAACCUGUCGUUAUGGAACAAAAACAAAAGCAAGAUAUAUCAAUCACAUCAGAAAAGAUCGUCUAUCCAUUACAAGCAGUUAUGAGUGAUUCUAAAAUAGCAAUUAAUGAGGAACAAAAAGGUAUCAAUAAGACUAUAUCAUUUUCGUCACUUUAUGGUAAACGAAACAAUCCAUUAAAGUACAUAUUUGGCGAUCCGAACGGUUCAUUCGGUAAUAAGGUUUAUUACAUUGGUUAUUUUUCUGUUAAAAAUGAUAGUUCCAGUCCAAAUUCUACGAAAGUAUCAGACGAUGAAAAUGUACAAAAACGUAGUCAAUCAAUAAAAAAGUUUAAAUUCAAGAAAUGUGACAGCGAUUGUAAAGGAGGACGAGGUGCCAGUGCAAAUAGUGAAAUUUCUUUAAGCUUGUCAGAAGAAGCUGCUAAAAUUAAUGUAACAAAAUGUCAAGAAAUUGAUUGUAAUGAAAGAGAUCAUCGGAAAUUACCUCCACCACCCGAUGAACGCAUUCUUUUGGACUUGUCUAAUAUAAGAAAUAAUUGUUGUAUUGAAACUGAAGAAAAAAUUGAAGAAGUGAUAGGUGAACUUAAAGCUAAAAUGAAAAUUGGGGAAGAUCCAUGUUUUUGUACUUGUGAAUGUACAUUUGGCUUCACUAGGAAAACUACUUAUUGUAAUGUUUGUGGUGGGUAUGAGGUAGCUGGUGAUGAGCUUGCUAAGAAAACUAUACAAGAAAUGCCAAUACCAUGUCCUUUAUUUCAUAAAGACAUAGAUAAAAAUAAAUUAAAAACAUGGAGUACAUCCGGUAGUGAAAGCAAAAAGAAAAUUGAUGAUCAAAAAAUUUUAAAAGUAGGUUCUUCUCAAAAAGCAGUAACUUCUGAUAAACGCCAUGCUGUUACUGAGAAAAAAAGCGUUGAAUCCGAAAAAGACGCGAAAAAAGUCAAGAAGAAAAAAAGCGACGAAAGGUUUAAAUUCAAUUAUGGCUAUAAAGGUAUACCUCCGCAAAUUGGACACAGUAAAUGCGCUUUACCAUGUUCAGGAACAUUAGAUAAUGUUCCCAAAAACAUGGGUUGGCUUUGGACUGCUGAAAACGUGCCGGGAUUGAAGUUUCGUCCUAUGUGGAAACCAGGUGCUACAAAUAAGCAUGUUGUAAGAUUAUUAAAGAUAGCUAAAAACCCUGGUGAAAUGAUGUCAAAAAAGAAACGAAAAGAUACAAAUAAAAGAAAACGCCCACUAAAACGUCCUUUACUUAUCGUUCAUAAGAAGGAUGGUGAAUAUACGGUCACAAUGGAGACAAUGAAAAUGUAUUCUAAGCCAAGGGCCUUAAACCAGCAUCCUUAUGAGGAUAAACCUGUCGUGACAUACACUAUAGGCAGAACAGACGAGGAAAAUAAAAAACGUCUUAAGAAAAAAGAGCGUGAAAGAAGACGUCUCGAGAGGGAUCAGCGACGUUUUAUUCAGAGCGCUUUUAAGAAUAUGUGUCAGGAAAUUUGCUUGAAAACAUAUCAGCAAGCUCUUGGUAUUCUGCCUGAUACUGAAGAUCCUAUGUGCUCAUGUUAUCCAGCUAUUCCUAACGAUAAAGUUACAAAUAUGGAUUUAUCGUGUUCCUGCUCGGAAGAUAAAUCCUCUAUUGGCUCUGAUACUGAUUCCGAUGAAUGGCUUGUUGAAUUUACUCCACCUAAUGCUGUCUUUAAUCCUACAUACAAAGGAAAAAAAAUAUUCAAAGUAGACAAUGGUUCACAGUAUACAUAUCUAGAUUACAGAGUUAAGCUUGUAGACAGAUUUGGAAACCCUGUUCCGAGAUUUUUCAAAGGUCCUGAUGGAAAACAACAGUGUAGUGAUUUAGGUGGUUUUUGGAGUCCUGAUCAUAAAUGGUUAGAAAUAAAUAUUGAUGGAUAUAUUGCCCCGGAUGGUAGAUGGGCUCCAAAUAUAUUUAUAGGGCCAAACGGUGAACAAGUUGACGCUGAAACUGGAAAAUUUCAGGCUAUUAAUGGCAAAUGGCUUGUUGUUGGUGUAGAUGGAUACAUUGAUUGUAACGGUAAAUGGAAGUACUAUCCAGCAGCAGUCGGAUCUUCAAAGAAAAAACGUCAUGGUAAUCAAAUCUUAAAGCGAACAUUAGGCGAGAGUAAAUGUGUAAAAUCUGAAACGACUUGGAGCUGUUUCGGAGAAGUAUCUCCCAGACAACUUUCUAAAUUAGGAAUUGUAGGUCAUGGUGGAGAUAGAAAACAACUUAAUUUGACACUACAAGAUAUGCUAGCACGAGGAGAAGAUGUAAAUAUUCUGCAACCAAAAACUGUAUUUCAUCUGCCUUUCAAUAAGAAAAGAAAAAUGUUGCCGAAAGAUAUCAAUAAAAGACGUAUAGUUAGCUUAGAGGAAAAAGUUAAAUGCCAUCAUCCUAUGCCAUCCGAUAAAGGUAUCGUUGCUGUCGACGCUUAUGGUAAUAAAACUUAUUUUAAAUUAAAGAGUCGUAAAAAUUUACGUCCACGAGAACGAUUAUCAGCACUUACAAGCCAGGGUAUAAGCUUAAGUUCGUUCCAUGUUCCAUGCUUUAAUUCUUUUAUUAAUUCGGAAAUAAUGAAACAGCAGUUGCGUUCUCGGCUUCUUGCACAUACGGCCAAAAAUAUUGCGACGCAAGCUUAG
Messenger RNA from Melitaea cinxia (Glanville fritillary), 2796 nucleotides. RefSeq lists its product as uncharacterized. The record is from RefSeq and is a predicted model, not a curated record. NCBI's taxonomy places the organism in Eukaryota, Metazoa, Arthropoda, Insecta, Lepidoptera, Nymphalidae. The transcript is spliced from 3 exons. The coding region runs from base 1 to 2796 and encodes 931 amino acids.